AUGGCAGCAAACACCAGAUACUCCCCCGUACCGCAGCGGGACUCGCUCGACGACCGCCACUAUACCCAAGCCCCUCCGUCUUAUCAGACAAUUUCAGACCCAUCGGAUGGGCUUCUGGGCGCCCCUCGCACAGAGGAUGACAACGUCCCCGAUGAUUUCAAGUUUGGUGGCUCAGUCGCUGAAGCUACUCUUCCCAUCCGGAUGCAGUUCGUCCGCAAGGUCUACUUUAUCUUAACAAUCCAGCUCCUCCUAACCACAGUUCUGAGCUCCAUCUCCUUUUUCAGCGAGAACUACCGUACCUGGAUCCAAACCCAUCCCUGGCUUAUGCUCGUCUCCGCCAUCAGUGCCCUGGUCUUCAUGGGCCUCACCUACUGGAAACGCAAAAGUUAUCCCACCAACCUCAUGUUCCUGGGCGGCUUCACCAUUCUCGAAGCCUACGCAAUCAGCGUCACGACCUCCUUCUACGAUGCGCGCAUUGUCAUUCAAGCCCUUGUUUUGACCCUAGGCAUAUUCGUUGCCCUGACCAUUUUCGCCUGCCAGACCAAGUAUGAUUUCACAAGCUGGAUGCCAUACCUAUUCAGCGCCCUUUGGUUAGUCAUUAUUUUUGGCUUCAUGGCUGCCUUCUUGCCUAAGAGCAGCAAAAUGGACUUGGUAUAUGGUGUCGUGAUCGCGUUGCUUUUCAGUGGCUAUAUCCUGGUGGAUACCCAGCUUGUGAUGCGCCAUUACCAUGUUGAAGAGGAGAUUGCUGCAUCUAUCUCUCUCUAUCUGGACAUCAUUAACCUCUUCCUUGCCAUCCUGCGGAUUCUGAACAGCCAGAACGAUAACUAA
Paracoccidioides brasiliensis Pb18 is the source of this 828-nucleotide messenger RNA. RefSeq lists its product as uncharacterized. Bases 1 to 828 code for a protein of 275 amino acids. The transcript is spliced from 3 exons. Gene Ontology annotation, cellular component: membrane. The record is from RefSeq and is a predicted model, not a curated record.